UAAAUAGAUCUUUUAUUAUAUACGUUCAAGAUUCGUACGCAGCUUUGUUUGAAAUUUUUAAUAUAAAAAAACAAAAAAGGAAAAAUGAAUUUUGUGAUUUUCUACAUUCUUCUAAUAUUCAAUAUCUUUCAAUUUAUUUAUGCCGAUUUGGAUUUUGAAGAAAAACAAAGGGAAAAAAGUAGCGUUCAUUUAAAUAAAUCAAAAUUAUUGACAAAGAAUUUAUUUGAAUUAGAUUUAUCGACUAUCAAUGAAAUGGAACAAAUUAUACAUCCUAUAUUAGAUGAAAUUCGACUUCUAGGUGAAACUUCAAGGAAAUCAGAUAAAAAUCCAUCUGAAUGUAUUCAUGUAUCUUCAAAGGCUUUAUUGUCCUCGAUCGAUGAAUUUUAUAAUGAAUUAGAUCAGUGCAAUGUAAGAGAUAAUCAUGAAAAUAAUGUGGAGGAUGCCUAUGCCUGCAAUGAAAAAGUUGUUUCUGCUUUUAAAUUUUUAGUAAACGGUGUUCGAGAUUAUUUCAAAAACUGUAUCGAAGAUUUAUAAAUGCAGUAAAUUAUCAUCAUCCUUGUCAAGAGGAUCACGUGGAAUUUCAGUUGUAAAUUGUGGUAAAAAUUCUUCUAUCCAUUUGGGUAACUUUGAUUUCUUCUCAUUAUUAUUAAAUAUAUUUUUUAUUUUUCCUUCUUCUGAAUAUAUUUUAUUAUUUCUGUUCACGAAAUUAAUUUCCGUACCUAAUAAAAAAAUUUGUAUAAUAAAUUUAUAAAA
Leptopilina boulardi is the source of this 753-nucleotide messenger RNA. RefSeq lists its product as uncharacterized. The record is from RefSeq and is a predicted model, not a curated record. The transcript is spliced from 5 exons. NCBI's taxonomy places the organism in Eukaryota, Metazoa, Arthropoda, Insecta, Hymenoptera, Figitidae. Bases 85 to 534 code for a protein of 149 amino acids.